AUGGUUGAGGCAUCUCAAGGGCUCGUGGAGGCUCGAUCUCUGUGUAACUUCGGAAAAUACAAGGUCGAAUUUAAUCUCAAAGGCGUCCCCGUAGUGAGUCAAUUCGUCCCACGCCACUCUGAGAUGCAACAGCUCAAGGAAUUCUUCCUACACGAAUCGCCCAUAACCGAACGACCAAAAAUAUUCACUAUCUAUGGCCUUGGCGGUAUAGGUAAGACACAAUCGCAGUUGAGUUUGCACGGGAGCACUGGCGUAGACUCAGCGGGAUAUUUUGGUCUGCAGCAGUCAUUUCUAGGUAUGGCGCAAAGGCUACCACAGGACGAACUGGCAGCAGACGGCGUGGAGGUGCUCAAGCAAUCUAUCCUCGAUAUCAACGUGGGGGUGCGUGAGUGUCUCCGGUGGUUAUCGCUCCCCGUAAAUCAUCACUCGCUCUUGAUCUUCGACAACGUUGAUCCGUACGAUGUAAAAGACUAUUUUCCUCCUGUCAACCGCGGGUCAAUUCUUAUUACGAGUCGGCUAGCAAACCUUCAGGAGCACGGAGUCAACGGGCUGGGACUCAAGGUAGGAACGGUCACUGCAGAGCAAGCAAGAGAUAUUCUGGAAAACAAUGUUGGAAAGGGGGUUAAGGACGCGGACAUGAUUCUUGAGCGUCUUCACGGCCUGCCUCUGGCUCUCACCCAAGCUGGUUUGUAUAUGCGACAGACGAACAUGUCCGCAUUAAGCUACGCGACGCACUACGAUAGCACCUGGGAGCAUCUCAUGAAUAAGCAGGGGCGGAUUCCACUACAAGAAUACGGCGACUGGAGUAUCUUAACGACAUGGACCAUGUCGUACGAGCAGGUCGAGAAGCAGAGCAAGGAAGCUGCUUGCCUGCUCAAGCUUUGGGGAUACCUAGAUUGCGGAGAGCUCUGGUAUGAACUGGUUGCGGCCGGCUUAGAUUUAGCAAAAGAGAGAGACAUCCUAAAGUGGCUGCAUAAAAUUGCUAAUGAGUUGGAGUUUGCUAACGCAGUAGAGCUUUUGUCUCGCUACUUGCUUGUUAAUGCAAAGGAAGACACCAAUAGCUACUCAAUGCACUCAGUAUUGCAUAGAUGGUGCCACCAGCUGGCGAGAGGCGAGGGGGGGUACAGCCUUUGUUGCAUAGCGGCAGCGCUAGUCGCGUUAAACGUCGCAUCGGAAUCAGAGGUGCAGCCAUGGACAAAGUGGAAACGAGUGCUGGGCCACGCCAUAAGACAGGCACUGCAGGGAAAGGAGAAGGCAUUAGGUCUAGAGCAUACAUCAACACUUGACACAGACAACAACUUAGGCAACCUCUACAAGAAUCUAGGAAGGCUUGACAAGGCAGAGAAGAUGUAUCAGCGUGCACUGCAAAGGAAGGAGAAGGCAUUAGAUCUAGAACAUACAUCAACACUUGACACAGUCAACAACUUAGGAAUCCUCUACGCGGAUCUAGGGAGGCUUAAUGAAGCAGAGGAGAUUUAUCAGCGUGCACUGCAAGGAAAGGCGAAGGUAUGGGGUCCAGAGCAUACAUCAACACUUGACAUAGUCAAUAACUUAGGCGCCCUCUACAAGAAUCUAGGAAGGCUUGACAAGGCAGAGAAUAUGUUAAUGCGCGCACUGAAAGGAAAGGAGAAGGCAUGGGGUCUAGAGCAUACAUCAACACUUGACACAGCAGAGAAGAUGCUAAUGGGUGGGCUGCAAGGAUACAAGAGGGCAAUCAGUCAGGAAAAUAUCUCGACUUUUAUCCUAGGGUUUUAUACGAAGUGGUCCGUUGCUUCUCUCUUUGACCGACAAGGUAAAAUAGAGGAUGCUAGGACCAUGUAUUCAGAAGCUCUAUCCGACUACAAGCAAUUGGAGAUGAUCGUCCGCGCUGCCAGGCUCUGCGAACCUGAGAACACGCAAAGUGGGGUCUACUCUAGUACUCGGGGUAUCAAUGGGCGUAAGGCUGUGCUCGAUUCCGUAAAUGAACCAAUCAGCGAAAUGCAAUACAGCCUCAAAGCACAACUAGCGAAGCAACGUGUAGUUGAUGACGGGUAUCCAGAGUUACAGGCACAUCACUCGAACAAGGCUAACUCCAUUGUCUUGAUAGGUAAUGUGUUGCAGUCUCAGCUGGUGUCGUGGUAA
Messenger RNA from Lindgomyces ingoldianus, 2121 nucleotides. RefSeq lists its product as uncharacterized. Lineage: Eukaryota; Fungi; Ascomycota; Dothideomycetes; Pleosporales; Lindgomycetaceae. The transcript is spliced from 11 exons. The coding region runs from base 1 to 2121 and encodes 706 amino acids. Gene Ontology annotation, molecular function: protein binding. The record is from RefSeq and is a predicted model, not a curated record.